AUGGCCGGAAUGGAGAGCCAGAAUUUGGCCACUGAGGCUCAGCAGGUUAGGGUCAACUUUACUUCAUCAGAGCCAGACUUGCAAUUGCCUGAAGGAAAGAGCCAAUUGCUGGUUCCAGGAGAUAUCAAACGAUAUGGCUUGUCCAGGGUCCUGAACUCCGGUUCUAUGCUCAAUACUUCUUCACCUGUUCCUCUCGAUUUCCUCGUCAACGGCACUUUCCUAAGGGGUUCGUUGGAGGACUACCUCAAGGAGAACGGUCUUUCGUUCGAAACGACAGUAACGCUGCAAUACGUACGGAGUUUGAUACCGCCGGUUUACCAAGGAAGUUUCGAACAUGAUGAUUGGAUUACGGGGAUUGAUGUGUUAUCUGGAGGCAAACAACGCCUCCUCACGUCCUCCUACGACGGUCUCUUCCGAGUAUGGAACGCUUCCAACCAGAUAAUUGCUACUUCGCCGUCAAGCAGCAAUGGUGGCCACAGCGCCCCGGUAAAGGCAGCCAACUUCUUGAGCUCCUCUCAAAUUGCAUCGGCUGGCAUGGACCGCACAAUCCGGUUAUGGAAAUAUACCGAAUCGGAUGAUUUCACGGGCCAACUGAAGCCAACUCUCGAGCUGUACGGUCACAAGGGUAGUAUCGAGUCGAUGGACAUCCACACAUCUUCUGGGAGGAUAGUGACCGCCUCGAGUGAUGGCGGAAUCGGUCUGUGGUCUACAUCGAAGUCUUCAGCGCCAGAAGCACCGGCGAGUCUACUUCCCGGGGCUGGCGUAAACGUGUCAAAAAAGCGCAAAAUCGCUUCAUCAGCUCCUCAACGAGGGCCUCUAUCCAUAAUGCAGAUCCACUCAUCGCCGGCAUCAGCAGCGAUAUUCCAUCCUGCGGACUCGACUGUCGCAUACUCCGCAUCCGAGGACCACACAAUCAGAACGAUGGAUUUGACUACGUCGCUGGUCGUAAGCACCCUCACUACCGCGCAUCCGCUCAUGUCGUUGUGCUCGUUACCUGGGAUAAGCAGUGCGCUCCUGGCAGCCGGAACAACAGCGAGGCAUAUCACGCUGGUGGACCCCCGCGCAUCGGCAACGAAGACGUCCGUCAUGACAUUGCGAGGACACAAGAACACCGUUACCUCGAUUUCUGCGUCGCCGGAAAAUAACUAUUCCCUUGUCUCCGGCUCGUACGACGGCACCUGCCGUAUUUGGGACUUGAGAAGCGUGCGCGCAGGAUCCAAGGCAGAGGGCGGUGGUAGCGUGAGCGAUGCAGUGUACGUAAUUGAGAGAGAGAGCCAAAGAGGCAAGAAAAGGGGCGAUGUGCCCGGCCGUGGCUGCAAAGUCUUCGGUGUCGUCUGGGAUAAGCAAUGGGGUAUUGUGAGUGGAGGUGAGGACAAACAGGUGCAGAUCAACCGGGGAAGUGGUUUGCUUGCAAACUAA
Molecule: messenger RNA, 1419 nt
Organism: Pseudomassariella vexata
Lineage: Eukaryota; Fungi; Ascomycota; Sordariomycetes; Amphisphaeriales; Pseudomassariaceae
Product: ribosome biogenesis protein YTM1
Exons: 2
Coding region: 1-1419 (472 amino acids)
Biological process (GO): ribosome biogenesis
Cellular component (GO): preribosome, large subunit precursor
Molecular function (GO): protein binding
Source: RefSeq, a predicted model, not a curated record